Molecule: messenger RNA, 2297 nt
Organism: Toxotes jaculatrix (banded archerfish)
Lineage: Eukaryota; Metazoa; Chordata; Actinopteri; Toxotidae
Gene: prr18
Product: proline rich 18
Exons: 1
Coding region: 208-975 (255 amino acids)
Source: RefSeq, a predicted model, not a curated record
CACCGCGAUCAUAAAGCAGCCAGACUGUGAGUGUGCGCACCAGUUGAACUCCCGUCAGUGUGUACAACAGGUGCACUACAGCCGCCCCUCCACCUCGCUGUUGGAUGAUGCCCACAGAGCGCCGCUCGUCGCUUUGCGCAGGGCUUCCUCGUCUGCACUUUGAAUACUUGCACGUUUUUUUAUCCUGAUCACUUCCAGACACACAAAAUGCCUUUUCCGCCUAUCAGCCUCCACCAGCGGAUCUCCUCUCCUGGCAGGGAACUAUUCGGGAAAAAGAAAGCCAACGGAGUGCCUCCUCAGACUGAGCUCACCAGCAAAUCCGGCGGAGAGAAAGGGGGUUCCGAGAAGGAGAAGCAGUCUAUUUCUUGGGCCUCGGCGAAUUUAAGGAAUUUGGGGCGAAAAGCUCAGCAAGAGAAGAGUAAAAGCCCGGAUCAGAAACCGGCUGCCGGUCAGGAGACUCAGGGAAAGUGCUCCUGGCUGACGGUGCCCAGACCUCAGGACUCAUCCGAAGGAGUCAGGCGCUCCACCUCCAUGGACUCCACCAGACAGCUCCAUGGCAAGGACGAAGGAAAGAAGGAGAUUCAGUUUACCCUGAGUCUCACUCCUGAAGCCAUUCUUGUCAUUCAAAAACGUAAUUUAGAAAAACAGAUGAUGGCAAAGCAGCAGAAGUGCUGCGCCUCGGCGGACUUUCGGCACAGGCGAGUUUUUCCUUCCAAAAAGGCGCACGGAGGGUCCAAGGGCUGCGCUCCUGUCGCCAAAGUGGAAAGCGCCGAACAGGACAUCACCGCCAUCGUUAAAAUAUCUCUGUUGAAUGAUCAAUACAAGUACGAUGAUGUGGAGUAUGAAGAAGAGGAUGGAGAUGUGGAUGAGACUGUUGUAAGGAAAUGUAAAGAGUGGCUGAAAGGGGUCGAAAACGCCGCUGCUUUGGGGAAAGUCGACAAACUUUCUGCCCUCCCGCACCUUAAAGGCUGCUGACACCUGACAUUUGAUAUUUCAUUUUCAAACUUACCUGGAAGCGAUGAUGGACUCGCGAAAUUACGUGCACCCAUGUAGACCUGCUGCAGUGGCAUCUUCAAUUUGAGUCUUGUAAAUUGAACGUUUGUAAAUGAGGGGACACCAUUAUCCACUUGUCUCCAAAGGAAUGCCAAUUUGUCUUAAUUAUUUGCUAAAAUGGAUGUCACCACCUUAAAAAAAUGACGUUUAUUCAACAAAAAUAAUUAUAGAAGAGUAAAUUGCAUUGGAGUAAGAGGAAAUUCAACAUUCCCUUAGGAACAAAAGCUUAUUUUGCAGACUGGCUCAUCCAACAGUGCUUCUUAUGGUUCACGGGGACGUGUCAGGCUUAGUUUAACGCCUAUUCAAUUGUUUUGUUGACUUUUGAAUUUAAUACCUUAAUAUUCUUGUCCUUUGCACAUGGUUUUUGUUUUCAGUGGGGCGCCUGUGGAUUGGCAGAGGGGUUUUCGUAAAGGGACGCGAAACCGUUCCUUUGUGUUGGAGAACAAUACGCUGUCAACAACAGGGCUUUACAUGCGCCUGCCGCUGAAACCAAACUGGACUGUUUAUUUUUCCUCUAAUAAGAGGGUUAUAUCCUUUGUAGGGAUUUAUUAGUGAUGUACAGUAUUUAAUAUUUACUAAAUAUUUGUACUGUCAAACGUUUUCUCUGCUGAUGAUUUUAUGCCAUUUGAAGUAAAAUGUUUUUGUUUUUGUUUUUUUGUUUUAAUUACACAAGUGUCCCUGACCCUUCUAACUCUUGACUGAUUUGUGUUGUGCCUCUUAAAUGAUUCUUUUACAUGAUGCUUAUUUGCAGUCUUAUAGAUUUCUUUUACAUGUCUGGCCUGUUCCCAGACACUAUUUUAAAGGCUCUUUGUUGCCACUGUUGCUACCUGAGGCCAUUUGGGCAUUAGUGUUCUAAGCUUCUUAGAUUUCCUGUUAAGCAGGGUUGAUCAUUGUAGCCUACUGUAGCGCCCAGGUGCAUGAUCCCUUCAGCAAAUUACCUCCAGUCUGCUUUUCUUUUGUCAUAUCAAACAAAACAAUGUAUGCACCCACAAGAGAUAGUGUUGGUUCCAAAAUGUGGUCGAUAUUUUCACCUAAAGUGCCAGAAUUCUUUGAUUUGCAGUGAACAUAUUCCCACUUUGAAGUAAACCUGACAUUUCCAUAUUCAUGUGGUUUUCAUCAGUUCUAAACAGGAACAUAUUUUGAUUCUAUGAACAGAAGUGAACUUCAUGUACAACUCAGGGACAAAGAGCAGGUCCAAUUCAGGGCUCAGAAACAAACGACUGUUUUCAGCACAAUACAAUAAA